Haliotis rufescens (red abalone) is the source of this 508-nucleotide messenger RNA. RefSeq names its product oxidoreductase NAD-binding domain-containing protein 1-like. Gene Ontology annotation, cellular component: mitochondrion. The transcript is spliced from 3 exons. The record is from RefSeq and is a predicted model, not a curated record. Lineage: Eukaryota; Metazoa; Mollusca; Gastropoda; Lepetellida; Haliotidae. Gene Ontology annotation, molecular function: oxidoreductase activity. The coding region runs from base 56 to 508 and encodes 150 amino acids.
UGUGUUCAGGGUGGAUAGCCACAUCCCUGGUGUAGAUACAGUAGGGGGCUUCUCCAUGUGGUCGUCACCGGGUCUGCUACAUAGGGACGGGAUGCUGCAACUGGCAGUCAAACGCAGCCCUCAUCCACCUGCACACUGGGUGCAUACAAAGUGCAAGGUGGGGGCUCAAGUGGACCUGCGUGUGGGUGGCGACUACUUCUAUGACCCUCAGCCAGGCGAGGAGCCUCCCACAAACCUGCUGCUUGUGGCGGGUGGGGUCGGGAUCAACCCCCUCAUGAGUAUGCUGAGCCACGUUCAUGAUCUGCAGCAGACGGCGACGACACGCAGCAUGUGCCCAAACAAGGUCAUCCUCAUGUUCAGUGCCAAAACCAAGGAGGAACUUUUGUUCAGGAAAAGAAUUGACGAAUUAUGCAAUAUGAAGUCAAACAACAUGUCAUCAAUGUAUUUCAUCACAGGAGACAGCUGGGAAAGGAGACAACUUUGUUUGUUAGUUCACUUUGUCUGUUAA